GAAACAAACACUCACCUAUUCUCUUCUCUCUCCGUCGCCAACAGUUUCUUUCUCUCUACAACUCUACCUGUAAUGGAAAAAAUUGAACCAAAACACCAAAAUUUAGCUAAUUUCAAAGUUGGGUCAUUGCCAACUCUAUUUUAUAUCCCUAACUUUAUCACAGAGAAUGAUCAAACCCUUCUACUCAACAAUAUUAAUGGAGCUCCUUCAUCAAAGUGGAAGUUGUUAAAGAAUAGAAGGCUUCAGAAUUGGGGUGGUGUUGUUCAUGAGAAGGGGCUUCUACCUCAAGCUUUGCCUCCAUGGUUGACAAAUUUCACACAAAAAAUAUGUGAAGAAUCAGGACUAUUCCCAUCACCAAUCAAUCAUGUUCUCAUAAAUGAAUACCAACCUAACCAAGGCAUAAUGCCACACCAGGAUGGACCUUCCUAUUUUCCAGUUGUUGCUAUUCUAUCACUUGGAUCUCCUGUUGUCAUGGACUUCACUCCCCAUGCAAGAUUAAAACUUGAUUCACAAGAAGUUAUUGACAACGAAUCAGACGGAGAAACUAUUGAGACUGGGAAAGAAAUGUGGCUUGAUGAUCACCAUCCAUUCUCUAUUAUAUUGAUGCCUCGCAGUUUACUGAUAUUCAAGGAUAAGGCAUACUCAGAUUACUUGCAUGGUAUAAAAGAUUGUGCUGUACAUGGCUAUGAUGGGGCUGUAAAUGAAAUUGAAGCUUUGAAACACAAUGAAUCAGAUAGCCGUCUUUUUGGCUCAGAGGAAGUGGUGGAAACAAUAGGAAAAGAUGAGUAUAAGAAUAUAUCAAGAACUUCCAAUAGAAUUUCAUUGACUUGCAGAUUGGUUCCAAAAGUUCACAAGAAUUUGUUUAGGUUUUGAAAUUAUAUACAUUUCAUCUUCCAUUCAAUCAAAAGUUUAAUUGUCACCUUGUUUUUAGUUUUUCUUUUUCUUUCUCUGUACAAUAUUCUCGUUGACUCAGUCGAUCUAUGUUGUGAUUAUGAAACAAUUGUGCAAACCUAGAUCUCACUAGUAGCGGUCCAAACAUAUACUUAGCAAUGGUCAUACCAAAAACCUAAUAUCUACUAUGUACAAUAAAAUAGAGUUUUUCUUA
Molecule: messenger RNA, 1105 nt
Organism: Trifolium pratense (red clover)
Lineage: Eukaryota; Viridiplantae; Streptophyta; Magnoliopsida; Fabales; Fabaceae
Product: alpha-ketoglutarate-dependent dioxygenase alkB homolog 6
Exons: 8
Coding region: 73-873 (266 amino acids)
Source: RefSeq, a predicted model, not a curated record